This is a messenger RNA of Antechinus flavipes (yellow-footed antechinus), 1423 nucleotides long. It is a transcript of the gene REN, whose product is annotated as renin. Gene Ontology annotation, biological process: angiotensin maturation. The transcript is spliced from 9 exons. NCBI's taxonomy places the organism in Eukaryota, Metazoa, Chordata, Mammalia, Dasyuromorphia, Dasyuridae. Gene Ontology annotation, molecular function: aspartic-type endopeptidase activity. Bases 30 to 1274 code for a protein of 414 amino acids. The record is from RefSeq and is a predicted model, not a curated record.
CAGACAGAGAGACCGACAGACAGAACAGGAUGAAUUUCUGGGAUCUCCUGCUGGUGGUCUGGAGCACUUGCUUCUUCAGUCUGCCCAGUGAUGCUUUACAACGGAUUGUCCUCAAGAAAAUGACUUCAAUACAGGAAGAUAUGAAGCUCAGAGGCUUUAGGAAUUUGGGGAAAUUCAACAUGGAUUGGCUCUCAUAUACCAAACAGCUGACCCUGCUUAAUGUAAUGUCCCCUGUUAGACUCACCAAUUUUGAGGAUACUCAGUAUUAUGGUGAGAUCAGUAUCGGCAACCCAUCCCAGACCUUCCAGGUUGUUUUUGACACGGGCUCUGCUGACUUUUGGGUGCCCUCCAGCAAAUGUAGCCCACUCUACACAGCAUGUGUGUUCCACCAUCAAUAUGACUCCACCAAAUCUUCCACCUACAAAGAGAACGGGACCGAAUUCAAAAUCCAGUAUGCAUCAGGCCAAGUCAUGGGCUUCCUGAGCGAGGAUACAGUGACUGUUGGUGGAAUCAAAAUGACCCAGUCAUUUGGUGAGGUGACAGCACUGCCCCUGUUGCCCUUUGGACUGGCCAAGUUUGAUGGUGUCCUGGGUCUGGGUUUCCCUGCCCGAUCAAUGAGCAAAAUCGUUCCUUUCUUUGACAACAUAAUCUCCCAAGGGAGGCUGAAAAAAGAAGUCUUCUCUGUCUACUACAGCAGGAAUUCUCAUGUGCCCGGUGGAGAGAUUAUACUAGGAGGUAGCGACCCCAAGUAUUACCGCGGGACUUUCCACUACAUCAACAUCAGCCAUCCAGGCUUCUGGCAGAUCCAAAUGAACGGGGUUUCUGUCAAAUCCAAUGUGUUGUCCUGCCAGGAUGGUUGCAUAGCAUCUGUGGACACUGGAGCUUCCUUCAUCACAGGUCCAAUCAGCUCCAUGAGGAAAGUGAUGAAGAAGCUAGGAGUCAAAGAAGAUGGAGACCAGUAUCUUGUACAAUGUGACCUGGCAUCCACGCUCCCAGAUAUCUCCUUCUCCCUGGACGGCAAGCCCUUCACACUCCACAGUUCUGACUAUGUUUUAGAGGAUUUGAAGAGCGAUGAUAAUUUUUGCUUGCUAGCCUUCCGUGGCCUGGAUAUACCACCCCCCACAGGACCUCUAUGGAUUCUGGGAGCAACCUUCAUCCGAAAAUUCUACACUGAAUUUGACCGGCACAAUAAUCGCAUUGGUUUUGCUGUGGCAGUCCAACCUGUUCCUGGUCAUGGGGCCAAAAGACAGAGGGAGAUGCUGUCUGGGGCCUAGCCUGCAUCCCUUUUGGAUCCUAUUUUCUCCCUGUUGGGUUUGAUUGUGAGACAAGUUCCUCCAUCUUGCUCUCUUCCUUCUCUAUUCCUCCAGGCCACUGUUAACCUUCUGCUUUAAUUGAGAAUAGAAUAAAGUUUCAAUGCUCAAAA